AUGAAGUUCAGCGUGGUGGUUGCCGCCGCCCUGGCAAGCGGCGCUCUUGCCACUCCCCAAUAUCCUCCAAAGCUCAUCAAGAGAGACCUCGCGUACUCACCUCCUGUCUACCCUUCGCCAUGGAUGAACCCGGAAGCCGAUGGAUGGGCAGAGGCGUAUGUGAAAGCUCGGGAGUUUGUCUCCCAGAUGACGCUGUUGGAGAAGGUCAACUUGACGACUGGUACCGGUUGGGCCUCGGAGCAAUGUGUCGGUCAAGUAGGAGCUAUCCCUCGCCUGGGGCUCCGCAGUCUUUGCAUGCACGACGCCCCCCUUGGAAUCCGUGGAACCGACUACAAUUCCGCCUUCCCUUCAGGUCAGACAGCUGCUGCUACAUGGGACCGCCAGUUGAUGUACCGCCGUGGUUAUGCCAUUGGCAAGGAAGCCAAGGGCAAGGGGAUCAACGUGAUCCUUGGACCUGUCGCCGGCCCUCUUGGUCGGAUGCCCGCUGCUGGGCGAAACUGGGAGGGUUUCUCUCCGGAUCCGGUCUUGACAGGAGUCGGCAUGGCCGAGACUGUCAAGGGACAUCAGGAUGCGGGCGUGAUUGCAUGCGCAAAGCACUUUAUUGGCAAUGAACAAGAACACUUCCGCCAAGUCGGCGAGGCUCGCGGUUAUGGGUUCAACAUCAGCGAGACUCUUUCCUCCAACAUUGACGACAAGACGAUGCACGAGCUUUACCUCUGGCCCUUUGCCGAUGCCGUCCGCGCCGGUGCGGGCUCUUUUAUGUGCAGCUACCAGCAGGUCAACAACUCCUAUGGAUGCCAAAAUUCCAAGCUUAUGAACGGUCUUUUGAAGGAUGAGUUGGGCUUCCAGGGGUUCGUCUUGAGUGAUUGGCAGGCCCAGCAUACCGGUGCAGCUGCCGCCGCGGCUGGUCUCGACAUGUCGAUGCCGGGAGAUACCGAGUUCAACACUGGCGUCAGCUUCUGGGGUACUAACCUCACUGUGGCCGUGCUCAACGGUACUGUUCCAGCUUAUCGGAUCGACGACAUGGCCAUGCGUAUCAUGGCAGCUUUCUUCAAGGUGGAGAAGAGCAUUGAACUGGACCCUAUCAACUUCAGUUUCUGGUCCCUCGACACUUAUGGGCCUAUUCACUGGGCCGCGGGCGAGGGUCACCAGCAGAUCAACUAUCACGUCGAUGUCCGGGCUGACCAUGCAAACCUCAUCCGUGAAAUCGCUGCCAAGGGUACCGUUCUUCUCAAGAACACCGGCUCCCUGCCCCUGAACAAACCCAAGUUUGUGGCGGUGAUUGGAGAGGAUGCUGGACCUAACCCCAACGGACCCAAUUCUUGUGCCGAUCGCGGGUGCAACAACGGCACACUCGCGAUGGGCUGGGGUUCUGGCACUGCCAACUUUCCUUACCUCAUCACGCCAGACGCUGCCCUGCAGGCCCAGGCCAUCAAGGAUGGGUCUCGCUACGAGAGCAUCCUGACCAACUAUGCGGCAUCCCAGACCAGGGCCUUGGUAUCGCAGGAUAACGUCACCGCCAUUGUUUUCGUCAAUGCUGACUCUGGUGAGGGAUACAUCAACUUUGAAGGCAACAUGGGCGAUCGCAACAACCUGACACUCUGGAGAGGCGGCGAUGACCUGGUCAAGAACGUUUCCAGCUGGUGCAGCAACACCAUUGUGGUCAUCCACUCCACCGGUCCCGUUCUCAUCAGCGAGUGGUAUGAUAGCCCGAACAUCACUGCCAUCCUCUGGGCCGGUCUUCCUGGGCAAGAAUCCGGCAACUCCAUCACCGAUGUUCUCUACGGCAAGGUGAACCCCUCUGGCAAGUCGCCAUUCACCUGGGGCGCCACCCGCGAGGGUUACGGCGCUGAUGUUCUUUACACUCCCAACAAUGGCGAGGGCGCACCCCAGCAGGACUUUUCCGAGGGUGUGUUUAUUGACUACCGCUACUUCGACAAGGCCAACACGUCUGUCAUUUAUGAGUUUGGCCACGGCUUGAGUUAUACUACCUUUGAGUACAGCAACAUCCAGGUUACAAAGAAGAACGCUGGUCCCUACAAGCCAACGACAGGCCAGACAGCUCCCGCGCCGACUUUUGGGAACUUUUCGACGGAUCUUAGCGAUUACCUGUUCCCCGACGAGGAGUUCCCCUAUGUCUAUCAGUAUAUCUACCCCUAUCUCAACACUACCGACCCGAGGAAUGCUUCUGGCGACCCGCACUUUGGCCAGACGGCCGAGGAGUUUAUGCCCCCGCACGCGAUUGACGACUCGCCUCAGCCGUUGUUGCCGUCUUCGGGCAAGAACUCUCCCGGUGGCAACCGGGCGCUGUACGAUAUCCUGUACGAAGUCACGGCGGAUAUCACCAACACGGGGGAGAUUGUGGGAGACGAGGUGGUCCAGCUGUAUGUCUCUCUUGGCGGGCCUGAUGAUCCCAAGGUGGUGCUGCGCGACUUUGGCAAGCUCAGGAUCGAGCCGGGUCAGACGGCCAAGUUUAGGGGGCUGUUGACGAGGAGGGAUUUGAGCAACUGGGAUGUGGUGAGCCAGGAUUGGGUCAUUAGUGAGCACACCAAGACGGUGUUUGUGGGGAAGAGCAGUAGGGAUUUGGGGUUGAGCGCUGUUUUGGAGUGA
Podospora anserina S mat+ is the source of this 2610-nucleotide messenger RNA. RefSeq lists its product as uncharacterized. Gene Ontology annotation, molecular function: beta-glucosidase activity. The record is from RefSeq and is a predicted model, not a curated record. The transcript has 4 exons. Lineage: Eukaryota; Fungi; Ascomycota; Sordariomycetes; Sordariales; Podosporaceae. Gene Ontology annotation, biological process: glucan catabolic process. Bases 1 to 2610 code for a protein of 869 amino acids.